Messenger RNA from Stylophora pistillata, 1840 nucleotides. Its product is annotated as adenylyl cyclase-associated protein 1. Gene Ontology annotation, molecular function: adenylate cyclase binding; actin binding. Gene Ontology annotation, cellular component: cytoplasm. Gene Ontology annotation, biological process: cell morphogenesis; actin filament organization; cytoskeleton organization. Lineage: Eukaryota; Metazoa; Cnidaria; Anthozoa; Scleractinia; Pocilloporidae. The record is from RefSeq and is a predicted model, not a curated record.
UCACCCCUCCCUCAGCUAAUCUCUGGGUUUCCUUGCAGAAACUUCUUGUGAAGUUCGCUGAGUUUUUCGUGGUUGUAGCAAAUUUCUGAGAUGUCUGGUGACUUGAGUGCCCUUGUAGCUCGUCUUGAAGCAGUCACAUCACGUUUGGAAGCUGCAGCUGACAAGGCUGGCGGCGGAGAACCAGCAGAUGUCGGAGUUAUUGUUGAAGAAUAUGACCAGGUGCUUAAGGGUAACGUGGCCGAAUUUUUUAAGCUGUCAAGCAAAAUUGGUGGCGAUGUAGACACCCAGGCAAAGUUUGCAAAGAAAGUGUUUGAUGCUCAAAGGGAAUUUAUUGUGCUUGCCUCUAAGAGUCAAAAGCCUAGUCAAGAUGAGUUUGUGAAGCUAUUGAAACCACAGGCAGAUGCUAUUGGCGAAGUACAGAGUUUCCGUGAGAAGAAUCGUGCAAGUAAGGUUUUCAACCACCUGUCAGCGUUGAGUGAAGCCAUUCCUGCCCUUGGAUGGGUUAGUGUGAGCCCCACUCCAGCUCCACAUGUUAAAGAAAUGCUUGAUGCAGCACAGUUCUACAUGAACCGAGUUUUGAAGGACUUCAAAGGAAAAGAUGAAACACAUGUGGAGUGGGUGAAAGCUCUUAAAAGUUCCCUAACCGACCUUCAUGCCUACGUCAAAGCACAUCACACAACUGGUGUAGUUUGGAGUAAAACAGGAAGUGUUGCCAAAGCAGGAGCAGGACCUGUAGCACCCCCACCCGGUAAACCUGCACCACCACCUCCACCCCCUGUGCAAGCCCCUACUCCUGUUGCCUCAGGGCGAGAUGCCCAGGUUGGAGCUGCAAAUGCAUUGUUUGGUGAAAUCAAGAAGGCAGGCACAAAUAUUGCAGCAGGGCUAAGGAAAGUGAAGGAUGAGGAGAAGACCCACAAAAACAAGAACCUGAGAAAAACUGGGCCAGUUCCUGAUAAACCAAAACCAGCUGUGGUUGCCCCGAAACCUACAGCUGCAGCUGCCAAAAAGCCUCCGGUGUUUGAGCUGCAAGGGAAGAAAUGGGUAGUUGAAUUUCAAGAAAACAACAAAAAUCUCGUGAUCGCUGAACCUUUGACAUCACACACAGUUUACAUUUACAGCUGCAAGAACAGCACUAUUCAAGUCAAGGGAAAAAUCAAUUCCAUGGUUGUCGACAGCUGUAAGAAAACAGCAGUGGUUCUUAAAGGUGCUAUUGGCACUGUGGAGUUUAUCAACUGUCAGAGUAUGCAGUGUCAGAUUGAUGACAUGGUUCCUACUGUGUCCAUUGACAAGACUGAUGGCUGCCAAGUGUUCUUUCCCAAAGGCAUUGGCAACACAGAGGUUGUAACUGCCAAGUCAUCUGAGAUGAAUAUCAUGAUCCCCAAACCUGGUGGGGAAGACAUGGUGGAAUACUGUUUGCCAGAACAGUACAAGAGUGUAUGGAAUGGAAAAACAUUUGUUACCACCUGUAGCGAGUCUCUUGGAUAAAUGUCAUAAGCUUCAACUGGAAUAUGCUACAUGUACGGAAAAGGACAAUCUCAAAAUGCUCAACCUGACACCAAUCGCCCGCAAUUUGGAAUCCCUUUAGUUGAUAUUGGAAAAUAGUAAAAUGACUUCUUUGAUUAUAGAAAAUGUAAAGUUAAACUUGAUAGUGUGCAGUAGUUUUGAGGGCUGACUAGGAUGGAAUUUUUAAUUAAAAGUGAUUCUUUUUGCAAGAUAUUGUAUAGCGUUGAGAAUUAGAGAUCAAAGACUUUAUUUUCCUACAGCACAACAUUUUUGUCUUUCUUGAAAUGAAAAAAGUGAAACCAUUGUUAAAGAAAAUAAAAUAGAAAGUUUAAAAUUA